GCCAUUUACUCUGCUAAUGCCAACAAUUUUAUUGAUGUAUUUAUUUGCGCCUUCCAUUAUAAAUUAAAUUGUGUUUUACAUGCAGGAUUUAGGGUUUUACGCCAUGGCUGUGUUUGAAGUGUAUUCAAUACCAAUAGUGAACCGAUACAAGACUAGCAUUUGUUCUAAAGCUGCGCUAUAUAUAUUAUGCUCCUUGGUGCUGACAUUUAUUCCACCUCUGCUAAUAGCAUACAGAAGUCAAGGUUUUUGGAUGACCACCAACACGUAUGAAGAACAGCCUUCUGUGAGGUUCAAAAAGCAGGUUUUAUUGAUUGUAGACACCCAACAACCUGGGGAAUUUCUUGCAUGGAGCACCUACAGCAACUUUAACAAUAUUGUCCAAGACAACUUAAGAAUUCCACUUGUUACAUCUAUAGAAACGGAUACUAAUGGAGACGGAAUAUUGGAUCAAUUAAAUUUUACAGCACAAGUUCCUCUUUCUACCUCAGAAGAUGUCACAUCUCUUCAACUUCUUCUCUUCUUUGAUUAUCGGCUCUUUCGGAUGUCCACAUUUCAGAUGGAGUCCCUCGCGUACAUCCGACACUCAUCUGUAUCCACAGGAUCUUCAUUCACCAGCUUUGGCGAACUUAAACUUCACCAAAAAACUCCGCUGCGACACAGAGGGGUAGAUGUGAGGUACAACACCUCAAUAGUAGACUCUGCAAGUCUUUCAGCUUCUACAUAUGAUCUUACCAACAUAUUUAGGUCCUACAACCAACGCAACAUCACCACAAUUUUCCCAAAUAAUUACCCAGUUUGGAAAUCCGGUCGUGGUGCGACCCAACCCUUUACAAUACAAGUUAUCAUUGAUUACCCAACCGAGACCAUCAUUUAUCAGCCUGGGUUUUGGGAGCUUAUUAAGUGGGGUUGGGUACAAUAUGUUACAAUAUUACUUUUAUUUCUUUGGGUGUUCAGGGAAAUCAACACAGUUGUGUUCAGCAGUAAAAUGUUUAAAACAGUCAUCGAUAGACCAAAGUUAAAGCAACAUUAAUUUAAAGAUCUGAUCAAAAGCAGGAAUAUUCUGAUUAUAAUGUCUUUAUCAUAUAUUAUAGGUUUGUUACAUUUUAGACUAUUUUUUAACUCAUUUUUGAGUGUGAUAAAUCCACGAACUGAGAACAAA
Messenger RNA from Ciona intestinalis (vase tunicate), 1159 nucleotides. Its product is annotated as transmembrane protein 231-like. The record is from RefSeq and is a predicted model, not a curated record. NCBI's taxonomy places the organism in Eukaryota, Metazoa, Chordata, Ascidiacea, Phlebobranchia, Cionidae. Gene Ontology annotation, cellular component: ciliary transition zone; ciliary membrane. Gene Ontology annotation, biological process: regulation of protein localization; cilium assembly.